Aspergillus calidoustus is the source of this 1257-nucleotide messenger RNA. The record is from the annotation of a GenBank genome assembly. NCBI's taxonomy places the organism in Eukaryota, Fungi, Ascomycota, Eurotiomycetes, Eurotiales, Aspergillaceae.
AUGGCUCUUCUUUCCUUCUCUCCUGCCCGCAGGAUUGGUCUUGCGCUGGCCGUUGGCCUGGCUCUUUUUGCCAGUUUGGCCGCUGCCCGCGAGCUGUCAGUUGGCGAGCUGUCCGUCAGCCAGAUUGAGGAUGAAUUGCAAAGCUGCCCCCUCGUGGAGUCCCUCAACGAGCAUAAGCGCGCAACCAGCCCCCAAACCACAAGCUUGACAUCCAAGAUCUUCUCAAUUCUCUUCCCCGGAAGCCCCGCGGUGAACUCCCUUCUUGCAACUGUCUAUAUAUCCGGCCCACCAAACUUCCUCCUAGCCCUAUGUCCCCCGAAUAUCGACCCCUCAUCGCUCUCCGUUAUGGUCGCUUUCGCUGUCGGAGGCCUCCUGGGUGAUACGCUCUUCCAUUUACUUCCAGAAAUCUUUCUCGGCGAGGACUCACCCGACCAUGUCCGUUUCGUCAUGGUCGAGCCAAACCGCAACCUCCUCCUCGGUCUGGGCAUCAUGGUUGGGUUCUUCACGUUCGUCGCGAUGGAUAAGACCCUUCGCAUUGCCACAGGCGGAGAAGGACACGACCACUCGCACUCGCAUUCUCACUCUCACACCAACACCGAAACCGCCGUGACAUCCGGAGCAAGCACCUUCUCAAACGCUGACCUCAAAAAGCGCAAAUCCGCCAAAGACGACGGCUCAACAACCACCAUCACCACAACCACUACAACAGAAGAAGAGAAGGAAAUCAACCCCAGCGUCAAACUCGGCGGCUACCUCAACCUCAUCGCGGACUUUACCCACAACAUAACCGACGGCCUCGCCAUGUCCUCCUCCUUCUACGCCUCCCCCACAAUCGGCGCAACCACAACCGUCGCCGUCUUCUUCCACGAAAUCCCGCACGAAGUCGGCGAUUUCGCGCUGCUCAUCCAGUCCGGCUUCUCGAAGCGCAAGGCCAUGGGCGCGCAAUUCGUUACAGCCAUCGGUGCGUUCCUGGGAACACUCAUCGGCAUUGCUGUCCAAGAACUCGGCGGUUCUGGCUCUUCGGCUGCCAAUGACCCGGACACGCCAUUCGUCGGCCUUCUUGGGACGAGCCUCUCGUGGGGAGACAUGCUUCUCCCGUUCACGGCGGGCACGUUCUUGUACGUCGGGACCGUCUCGGUGAUUCCCGAGCUGUUGGAGACGGGCAAGAACAAGAGCGUUGAGAUCCGAAAGACCCUUGUGCAGUUUUUGGCUGUUGCUGUUGGAGCGGGUAUUAUGCUUGCGAUCUCUUGGCAUUAA